This is a messenger RNA of Dentiscutata erythropus, 1188 nucleotides long. The record is from the annotation of a GenBank genome assembly. Lineage: Eukaryota; Fungi; Glomeromycota; Glomeromycetes; Diversisporales; Gigasporaceae.
AUGUCUAAGAAUUCUUUUAGUUAUCGCUAUCUAAUACUAUCAUGGAUUGUCAUAUUGGCAUUUAUGCAAAACUUUAAUUCACAAUACCUCAAGAUUUUUCUCGUUAUUUACGUACUUGCAUUCUUAUUAGAAAGUGAACAAUUUAAAGCACCUUUAAAGUUUAUAUAUGCUUGCUUUUUAAAACCAAUUGGAAAUAAUGCUGACCAGCGAAGUCGCCUAGAUUCAUUUUACGAGGAUCAAGCUGAAGUUUAUGAUGCUACACGUGGUCGUCUGUUACGUGGAAGACUUACAAUGUUAAGGCUCACCGCCGGGCAGCUGAAAAAACAAAUGGAUACGUUACGUAAACCAAUUUGGGUUGAUAUUGGAGGUGGAACUGGUUGGAAUAUUGAAAAGAUGAAUGAUUUCUUUCCAAUUGAACAAUUCGAGAAAGUCUAUCUGGUAGAUUUAUGUGCGCCACUGUGUAAAAUAGCAGAAUCCAGAUUUCAUGCUAGAGGAUGGAAUAAUGUUCAUGUGAUCUGUGAUGAUGCAGCUUCGUUUAAGCUCCCAGGAAUAGAAAAUGACAUUGGAAAAAUUGAUUUAGUGACAAUGUCUUAUUCUUCGGACUUUUACGUCUCCGGUCGUGUGACUAGCAAUGAUAUACAAGUUCAACAAGGAACGUUAAAUCGCCAUUGUAAUUGGUUUACGCGAUGGUUUUGGCAAAUUUGGUUUGAAUUCGACCAUAUUAACCUACAUCCAUCUCGUCGUGACUAUGUUGAAUAUCAGUUCGAUACAGUAAAAAGCUUUAAUGGACGCAACCAUUUCCUGAUUCCUUAUUUGGUCCAGAUCCCUUAUUAUGUCUGGUUGGGUACUACCAAAUCCUUAGCUUCUGCCUCUCAUGUUAACUUAAAUGCUAUAGAAAUCUCUUCAGAAAAGUCGUUAAAAAUUUCAGCUGAAUCCAACACAAACAACUCUUCUGUAAAUAGACCGGUUUGGCGUCAACCUUAUAACCCUGCUUUACCGCGUCACACUCAAUUUAAUUCUUAUAUUUAUGCGUUUACGUGGGAAGAUCCACGAGAAGAUUUGAAAGUACUUGAUUUGAAUGAAAACGAUAGUAUGUUCGUUAUUACAAGUGCAGGUGAUAACUUAUUAGAAUAUGCUUUACGAGAAAAUCCUAAACGGAUACACUGCGUAGAUCUUAAUCCAUGUCAG